UUGCCUGUGUAGGAUUUGUACUGACAUUUCAGCUGUUGCUGUCAACAGGAAACCAUCUCAGCCAAAACAAAAUUAACACACAGAGGGAGAAAUCGGAGCUGUCUGCAGAUUCUAGCACAGACGAUUAACUUUCCUGGGCGAUCGUUUGAGCGGGUUGUUUGUCUGCUUGUCUUUUUGCUCUGAAGAGCAGCUCUGGAGGUCUUCUUUCCUGAAACGUGUUUUCUGAGCUGCCUGGACUGAAGCUGAAGCAGCUGUGGAAUUUGUCUGAAACUCUUUGCCUCUUGGAAGCAACAAAUGUGAGGUAAAUUUCUAACCGGAAAAGAGAGAGAAGACUGAAGUGAUGAUGAAUAAGACAUUGACAGGAUUCGAAAAUGAAACUUGUGUUAAAAUUGAAAAAAGUGCCAUCAGCCACAUUUUGAUGUCAGCAUACAUCUUUAAUUUUAUCUUUGGUUUGAUCUUCAACGUGCUGACUAUUUUCCCCAUUUUGAAACAAGUGAAGCAGCAAAAUGUUUUGGGAGUUUUCCUGCUCUGCUUGUCUAUCUCGGACUUGCUUUUCAUUGCUACCAUGCCCCUUUGGAUUCAUUAUUACAGAAAUGACCACAAGUGGGAGCUAAAUGUUAUGUCCUGCAAUGUAAUUGGCUUCUUCUACUACUCCAACAUGUAUAUCAGCAUCUACUUGCUCUGCUGCAUCUCUGUGGAUCGCUGCCUGGUGGUCUGCUACCCACUGCGCUUCAAGACCCACCGAACAUCUCUCUAUGCCUGGUUACAGUGUGGAAUUAUUUAUGUUGGAGUGGCGGUGUUGCACAUCAUUGUGCUGGACAAUGACAAUCUCACAGAUGCCCAUGAUGAGAAAAAGGACACUUGCUAUGAGACCUACCCUAUGGAAGCACCUGUGGCCAAAUUUAAUCUAGUCAGGGUAGUUCUUGGCUUCCUGCUGCCCCUUCUAGUUUUGGCAGUGAGCUACUGGAGGGUAAUGGCUACUGUGGGCCAAAGUCCUGGAAUGAGUGCCCAGGCUCAGAGGAAAGUACGUCUGCUUUGCUAUGGGGUGAUUAUUAUUUUCUCAAUUUGCUUUGCUCCAUAUCACAUUCUUUUACUCAUUCGCUCAGUAGUCUUUCUCAACAGCAAUGAUCACUCAUCUAAAGGAAGUUACUGCCAAUUUGAACAAGGCAUACACUUCUACUUUUCAUGCACGCUGGCACUGUCCGGUCUGAACAGCGUGGUGGAUCCUGUGCUGUAUGUGCUGGUCACUAAUGGAGUAAAAGAUAAACUUAAACUGUGCUGCGGAGGAUGCGGAUGGAAGCCCACGGAGGGCUCUGCUGUACUCUCACAAAUUGGAGAAAAACAUGUUCGUAGCAGCUUAAUAUGAAAGAUAAAUAUAUCUGUAGGCUGCUUUGUGGUGUGGUAUUUAGCACAUCGGCCUCACAGCAAUAAGGUCACUGGUUUGUUCCUCUGCUGGAGGGGUUUCCUCCCACAAUCCGGAAACAUGCAUGUUAGCUUAAGUGGUUAAUCUAGUUACCUGUGCAGGUGACCUCUCACCUGCUAACUGCUGGUUUAGGCUCCAACUUCCCUGUGACCCUUACAGGGUGUCCAUCCAUUAUCUAUACCUGAAUUAACUCAGCAAGUACAAGAUUUAUUUAUAUCCCAUAAAAACUUUUUUGUAUGGACAGCUAGAAUCGUUUGAGAACCUGAUUACUGCAUAUCUGUUUGUUUUCUCAAGGUUCGAAAAACUGAGUCAUUGGGUGCAUGCAUGCAUUGGGUGAGGAAGUAGUCCUGAGUUCUUGGUGUCAGACUGAAUGUGAUGGAGAGAUAAUUUUUUUCCCAUCUGAAAAGAGAUGAAUGAGAAAAAAUAAAGUUGAGAUUCUGUAAAUAUAUGCACAUUUUAAAUAAGGUACAUAAAAUAUGAAAAGAAAGAAAACCUACAAAAAAGGGAACAUGAAUCAGUAACAUUACAGCUUUUCUUUUGUCUUUUAUUCAUACAAUGACUUGCUUUUCUUGUUUUUUUCAGACAGACAAUCUAAACAUUGUCUGUCUACAAUAAAGCCUAGAGCAUCCAGCUGCUUUAGGAAAUUACUCAUGGUUUAAAAAAGUAAAAGAAGUUUACCAUCCUGGAAAUAAACAUUUCUUUAGACUUGUGAAUAGUUACUUGAGUUGGGAAGUUCAUUUUCCUGUUCUGUUCAUAUUGAAGUUGCAUGUGACAGAGAAGGGCACAAUGAGACCCCCCCCUCCCACUCUGUUUUUGUGUAGGGAUGUAAAAAAGAAUAAAGAUAAUUUUAAAAUAC
This is a messenger RNA of Melanotaenia boesemani (Boeseman's rainbowfish), 2279 nucleotides long. RefSeq names its product G protein-coupled receptor 184 (gene gpr184). The record is from RefSeq and is a predicted model, not a curated record. Gene Ontology annotation, molecular function: G protein-coupled receptor activity. Gene Ontology annotation, biological process: negative regulation of G2/M transition of mitotic cell cycle; G protein-coupled receptor signaling pathway; G1/S transition of mitotic cell cycle. Lineage: Eukaryota; Metazoa; Chordata; Actinopteri; Atheriniformes; Melanotaeniidae. The transcript has 2 exons. Bases 341 to 1366 code for a protein of 341 amino acids. Gene Ontology annotation, cellular component: membrane.